AUGUCUUCUUCGCGUUCUAGGCGUGUGGAGUACGACCGCUUCAUCCCGUUCCGGUCGGCGAUGGACAUGGACUACGCACGCUUUGCCCUAACCGGGCCUUCGAGACCGCAGCGUGAUGGUUCGAGGGAAUCCCCAUCGAGCGUGGCGUACCAAAAGCUUCUUGACGAGUGCAUUUUGAAGAACAGGUCUCGUAUCCUCGCUUUCAAGACUGCACCUGAAGCGUCGGCCAGCAAGCUGCCCGAGUUUGACGAGCCCAUUCGGCCGCAGAAGAAGCAGCAGAGGCGAAUCCCUAAAGAACCAGAGAGGGUUUUGGUAAUCAACGGCUUGUUGGAUGAUAAUGUUUUGAAUCUCCUCGACUGGGGAAGCAAUAAUGUGUUGGCGAUUGGCCUUGAGGACGCAGUGUAUCUCUGGGACGCUGCAAACGAGUCGACUAAGCUUCUACAACCCGUAGAAGACAGAGGACCUAUCACUUGCAUCCGCUGGUCGCCAGACUGUGCAGUUCUUGCUGUCGCAUUUGGCAAUUCAGAUUUAUCCCUGAUUGAUCUAGCAACAGGACAUGUCGUGGAUGGGAUGGAAGAUGAGAACCAGGCCCCUGUGUUGUCACUUGCGUGGAGAAGUAAUUCAAUCUUGACAGUCGGAAGAUUUGAUGGCACUGUUGUUGAUUAUGACUUUAGAAAGGAUGACAUGUUCAUCUGUUUCUAUAAUGGGCAUCGGCGUGGAGUUUGUAGUCUUAAAUGGUCCGUGUUGUCAGGGCGGUAUUUGGCGAGUGAAGGACAGGACAAACUAGUGCACAUAUGGGAUGCCUGCAUGCCUGUCUCACGUGACCAUCCACGUCAACGUCAAUGGCUUCACAGGAUCAGCAGCCACACUUCCAUUGUGAAGGCCGUUGACUGGUGCCCAACUCGGAGCAACCUGCUGGCUUCUGGUGGAGGUUGCAAUGAUCAUUGCGUUAAGUUUUGGAACACCGUUAACGGUGCUUGCUUGAACUCGAUUGAUGCUGGCUCUGAAGUUUGUGCAUUGCUAUGGGACAAAAACAAAUCUGAAUUACUGACCUCCCAUGGUUCGCCGAAUAAUCAACUCACCUUGUGGAAUUACCCAUCCAUGACGAGAGUGGCUGAGGUUUCCGGUCAUUCAUCCCGGGUUCUUUCCUUGGCUGGGAGUCCACUGGGAGGUGUAGUAGCUUCUGCAGCAGCAGAUGAGACAGUCAGAUCUGUUGUUGGUAACAUUGCAAUGGGAAGUUUCGUGGUGUCAAAGAGGCAGCACAUUUUCAUACAAGCGCAUGGAUUCGAGAUCUUCAAAUAUGAGCGCAACCGCCUAAGCUUGGUCAUUUCUCAGAUGAUGGCGAUUGCAAUAUGUGGAUAUGGAAUUAUGGGAUAG
This is a messenger RNA of Musa acuminata AAA Group (dessert banana), 1377 nucleotides long. Its product is annotated as cell division cycle 20.2, cofactor of APC complex-like. The record is from RefSeq and is a predicted model, not a curated record. Gene Ontology annotation, molecular function: anaphase-promoting complex binding; ubiquitin ligase activator activity; protein binding. The transcript has 3 exons. The coding region runs from base 1 to 1377 and encodes 458 amino acids. Gene Ontology annotation, biological process: anaphase-promoting complex-dependent catabolic process; positive regulation of ubiquitin protein ligase activity; positive regulation of anaphase-promoting complex-dependent catabolic process. NCBI's taxonomy places the organism in Eukaryota, Viridiplantae, Streptophyta, Magnoliopsida, Zingiberales, Musaceae. Gene Ontology annotation, cellular component: anaphase-promoting complex.